AUGGCAGAAACUGAUUCCACAGAAGAAGCUGCAAUGUCAGAAUCUUCAAAUCUCAUGAUGAAAGCCAGAGAUCUUCUCGCGACUCCAAACCACGAAGGAUUAGCGUUUCUCGUCGAUCAACUCUUCACGCAUCGACAAUCCGUCGAAUACCAAACAUCUCGUCGUCUCUACGAUUUCUGCGUCGCCAAUUUCUCCAAUUGCUUAACCCUAAACCUCCUCAAAGUCUAUCUUCACUCUUCCGAAGCCGUCCUCAGAUUCCGAUCGAUCGUCCUCCUCUCCGAAACCCUCACCAAAUUAAGAAACCGCGGAUUCGAACUCUCUCCCGUCGCUCUCAACGAGAUCAAACCGCUUCUGAUUUCAUGCCUGACGAUGCCGAAAGCCAGAAAAUCCGACGCGAAGAUCUUGAGAAUCAUCGUCUCCUCUGUAGCUUUCAACGUUAUGAUGCUUGGACGGAAUUGGGACGAGCUCGGCGAUUGUAUCCUCUCGCUCGCGAAUUCCGAUCCUCUCAGAGCUUUCAACGUCUUCCUCGAUUUGCCACCGGUGAACGGAGCUUUCAUCAACAGGUUUCUUCACAAACUCUUAGAGGAAGUCCUUAAGGUUUUGUAUCAUCCUGAGCUAGAUAAAGAAGAAGACUGGAUCUUAGCUUUAGAAACCGCUAUCAAAUUAGGGAUUUUGGAUUCGGAAUCGAGAAGAGAGAUUCUUGACAAUGUUCUGAAAUCAUCUAAUGCUCUUGUGAGUAUGGGAAUGGAACAGAUUCUACAAGAAGCGCUUCAACAUUUAGUCAAGUUCUUGGAGAAAGAAGCGAGCUUGUGUAAAUGGAGUAAGAACCAGUGUGGGUUUAUGGCAGAGUUUUCGUUUAGAAUCGGAGGAAUCGGAGGAAGAAAGACGAAAGAAUCUGCUAAGAAGAUCUUCCGAAUGGUUACAGAGAUGGAGAAUUACGUCCCUGAUCCAUCUCUCCUCGAAAAUCAAGAUCUUGACCGUUACUUGUACAACACUUUGACGCAGAAAUCUGCUUUGGAGAUCUUGCAAGCGUUUUCAGCAGCUGAGCUUGAUGAUAGAACAAGAGAGGUAGCUAUAAGGAGACUUCAUGAUUUACUCUGUGACCACACUUCAGGGAACGGUGAGCUAGACGUUGCGGAGAUCGAGAAUCUCCAGCCGUUGCUCAUCUCUUGCCUGCAAGAAGCAGGAAUGCCUGAGAACACGUUCAAGAUUCUUGCUCAGGUUGUGUAUCACGUUGCGGUGGAGACGUUCAGCUUCGGAGAGGACCCGUGGUUCGAUCUUUGGGACUACAUUGGAGAGAGUAAAAGAGAUUUCAAGAAAGCGGUUUAUGUCUUCCAAUGCUUGACAAUGCGGUUAAGUGGUGAUAAGGAAGAGUUUAUGAUUCGUGCUGUGAACAGUCUUGUUCCGGAGAUAAGCUCAAGGCUAAACCCACCGAGAGAGUUGUUGGUUGAUAACAGUAGCUGGGUGUUAGCGUUUAACGGUGCCUUCUGUGCAUCGAUUCGGUUGGUGAAUGUGGUGAGUCAUGGUGGGAUUGUUAAGGAGAUUGAAGAGAAGAUGGUGGAUUCGGUGAGAGAGCUUGUGGAAAGAGGAAUGGAAGUUGGGCUUGUGAGGAGAGGUUUUAGAGAUGUUGAGAGCAUUGUGGAGCAACAAUGGGAUUGGUACAAGAACUCCGAAUUCAGAUUCGUUAAGGGUUUGAUUCGGAGACUGUAUGAGAUCAAAGGCAUGAAAAUGGAAAGUAAGAUUGUGUUGUGGAGGAUCAAUGUGGUUCUUGAGAAGAGUGUUGGUGAAGAGUUUAAAAUAAGCUUUAUUGGCUAA
Microthlaspi erraticum is the source of this 1815-nucleotide messenger RNA. NCBI's taxonomy places the organism in Eukaryota, Viridiplantae, Streptophyta, Magnoliopsida, Brassicales, Brassicaceae. The record is from the annotation of a GenBank genome assembly.